This is a messenger RNA of Schistosoma curassoni, 3838 nucleotides long. NCBI's taxonomy places the organism in Eukaryota, Metazoa, Platyhelminthes, Trematoda, Strigeidida, Schistosomatidae. The record is from the annotation of a GenBank genome assembly.
UGCUACUGUACACGGAAUCCCGUUAAGCAAAAGCUUCUUUGGUUCCGUCCAGAACAAUUUGAAACGUUUUUGAAGACAUCGUACAAUUCGGUUGCCGCGUGGUUCAUUCAUGGACGGUACAUCGGGAUGGCAUUAGGACGAAAGAAUGCUGUAAGUUUGUUUCUUACUUCUUUUGUUUACUGGGUCAGCUCUAUGUCUUCUGUUUGUAAUUAAAUGUUCUAAGUAUAUUUCGCUUUACUUCCUGGAAGUGGUGAUAUGCUUUGCCAAGACCUUUAUUCUGGUAAGUUUAGUAAGGCAUUUGAAUUUGAACACACGUUAACUACAUCUAGUAUGAAUUGUAUCUCCAGACUACGUAGUAAUAUAAAUUUCAGAACUGUCAUUGUUAAAUCAAUCUACGAGAGAUGAGUGUCAGUCACCACCAAUUCCACCCGGGAUAUUAAAAUGUCCUCCUGUGAUAAGGAAAUGUAGUCAGUCAGCAAAUAGACUGUUUUAAUACAAAGUGAGUAACAAAGUAUUCAUUGGCAAGGUUUUGGUCAGGAGAAAGCCGAGGAUGAGUUUGUUUGUGGUUGCUUUUCAUCUAUAAGUUGUCAAGACAUAGAUUAACCAUUAGUCCGGAUGAUAUAAUCCUUCUUCAUCUAUGUGUCUUCAAGCACCUGAGAUGUAUUACCAACCUGCUCUUAAACGUUAAGGUCUGAAGCAGUGCAUAAACUCCAGUAUAUGCAGCACAAUAUUGUUUUUUUUUCAGCUGUCACGUUUACCCAACCACUGAUUCCUAACGUAAGUUUGAACCGAGAACACUACAUUUCUUUUUUAUUCUGAGACCGGUAGUCACUGUCUGACAAGUAAAUCUGGAUGUCCUCUUUAUUUAGUUUACCUCACGCACUGGGUGGAUAGUCAUGAUACUUAACGCGUCCUAAUCGUUAAUUUCUCGUGAGGUGAGUCUAUAAUCUAUGGAAGAACCACGAAAUUAACGACAGGUAGUCUAAAAUUUUGGCGUGAAGUUCAUUCGUCUAUGUGGCUAAAUAGUAUUUUUGCAUCAUAGCUGAUGUCAGUUCGUGUUGAAAACUCUCAUUCUAAUUCCUAACCUUAAAUUUAGCUCUAGAUUCCAGUCCUAGCUCCUCGUACUAAUUUACAUUCCUCUAUUGAGCCUUGUAAGCAGGUUUUUCCCCAAGGUCGUUUUAGCAUCGCCCAACGGUCGUUCACAAAUUUUAGUCUCACCACUCGUGAUACCACAUACCAUCGUAUCUUGUUUGUUUGAAAAGUUGGUUUUUAAUGAGAUUAUAACCAACACUGAAAAUUGUAUGGGGAUUAAUAACAAUUUGCAUGGAUGUGUCCGUCAAUAGUACUGCUUUCUUAUAUUCAAAUCUGAUACUUAAAAAGUGAAUCAAAAUAAUUCUAAAAUGAUUUAAAAUCGAUCUUGUCUGCUACAAGUCAGGUGUAUUUAGGUAUCGUCUGUAAAUGAAUGAAUAUAGAUAAGCACAAUUUAAGUAAAAUAUCAUGACUGAAGUGCGGCGUCAAUGGGUGUCUAUAGCCUAGAUACCGUCAUUUUAUAAAUGGCUGAUCGAACUCGUAACUUGUCCAAAAAAUUUCAGGAUAUCCUGUAAAUCAAAGUAACCAAAACUAUUUAAGGAGGGAAGCUGAUUUCCGCUGCUUAACUGGCAAUUUAUGGUGUGUCCCAAAAAAGAAACUGAAUGUCAUCCAUUGGUAUCUUGUAGAUCAACCACAACCUAAAAUGUAAUCAGGGCUGUUGCUCGAAUCUGCUUACUCGUUAUUCUAGAGUCACGUUUCUCAUUAUUUAUUUAUUGAAAUCUAGAUAGUAGUACAGUAUGCACCAUAUAAUAAGAGAAUGUAAUUGUAAAGAGGUAGAGAAAGGUGAGCAUAGUAUAUAAAACUAAAUGAAUAAAAACAGGUGAGUAGGAGUAAAAGAAAAUAAUAGCAGAAGCAGUUCAGUUCGGAAAAAACGACCAGAGAUUUCUUUCAGUCGUAGAAGUUACUCUUACUUUCGUGAAGAAAGUGAAAGUUACAGCAGGAUCACUACUGGCUUCUGUUCUGAGCCAUGUAUAAUAACCUGUCGAACAAUUGUGUUUUUCUGUCUUCAGUAUUCUAACUAGGGAGUCCUGAAGGACCAACAGAAGCCAGUCUUGCACAGCUUUCCUUUGUGCCUUGGCAGCAUGUCAUACACUGACCACCUCGCCACUUUUCGCAGCCGGCAACCUAACAAUGCAUAAUUGUCUAUUAAUGAGGGUUCAAUCGAUUAGUGCUGCCUCAGCUCUAGCGCUUAAUGCAACUAAAACUAGAUGGUGUCACGGGGUCCCCGGGUAAACGCAUGUGAAAUAAGCCUUUCGAAGUGACAUAAGGAGAGCAAAUCUGUAGUAUUUCAGCAGAGUUUUGAAUAUGGGUAUCGGAUAGACAACAGACAUCGAUGUUGAUACUUUCUAAAGACAUAGAUAACCCUGUCUGUUGUCUGAUCUGCAUUAGUGUGCGAACGUUGAAUGAGACCAGUUUGAAUGGCACACGUGGUUUCAUAAAGGCUGUUUCAAAUUUCGUAUUCAAUGGUAGUGCUCAACUUUUAACUGGUCAGUGACGCAAGAUCGUUUAGAUAGAACAGAUUUUCCACCAUAGAGCUGCCAUGGGAGUUGAAAAAUAAAGGAAUGUACAAAAUGGGUAUAUACUAAUAGACAAGUGACAUAAUGUAAAAUAAAAAUAAGUAUUAAUAAGUAGUUUUGUGUGAUUUGCGGGUAUGAGAAUUAAAGCGCGAAUAGUUUUUGUAAUUGUAGUCAUAAUUUAGCUAGUAAACGGGUUAGCAUACCGCCCUGAUGCUCAGAUCGAAGCAGAUGGCUUUUUUACAGAGCUACUUCGCGGACAUUUGAUGUGGAGGUCCAAUCCACAAGAUGGUGGAGCAUCAUUAGGAGAUGCGAUCCCAUGUUAGCUGAUGACCGGUACACCAUUAUUCCAUAGGAUCCUGACACUCAUGUUCACUAUUGGUUUGGAAUCCGAAUUUUUCAAUUCGCCUAGGUGGCUUCUCCGUAUUCAUAUUUCAGUAGCAAACCAAUCGUGUCUGACCUCUCUAGGACCUAGGUUUUCUAACUCAUCUUUUCUACAAAAAAGGCAGUAUCACUAAAGUUGGUAAUUUUAAAAAUGCUAAUUUAAUAGUGGUUUUCGUUUAGAGAGCUAUUGACAUCCAUAUUAAAGUGAGGAAACCUUAUCUAUGGUAUUUGGAUCAAAAUACAGUUUUCUCAAAAACUAGUAAUGCUCUUUUUGAAUUUGAUCGUUAGACUCGUCUACCUCCAGAGGUAAAUAGGAUCUUGUUGGUGAAAAAUCUACCCUAUAACAUAUCAGCGGAAGAAAUGUAUGAUAUUUUCGGCAAGUACGGUGCUAUCCGUCAAAUUCGCAUUGGCAACACCCCUGAAACGAAAGGAACUGCUCUGGUUAUCUAUGAAGACAUUUUUGACGCUAAGAACGCUUGUGAUCACCUCAGUGGCUUUAACGUUUGUAACCGAUAUCUCGUAGUUCUGUACUACCAGAGAAACAAGCAAUUCAAGAAAACUGAUGUAGACAAAAAGAAAGAAGAAUUAGAUCGAUUGAAGGCAAAAUAUGGAUUAAAUACUCCGAAAAUGAAAUGAUUCAUUUCACAACGAAUCUGGAGCUUUUCCGCGGCUUUCUCACACCGGACGUUCUUAAAUCCUUGUGCAAAUAAAACUUAUACCUUUGACAAAAUAAUCAAUAAAAUGUAUAAAAGUAACGUGAUCAUUUUUUGACAGUAAACUUCAGAUAUUCUGAUUACAUGGACAAAAUGUAAUCAUGUUGCAGUUGUGCUGUUCUAUAUGUAAUAAAACAG